Messenger RNA from Nylanderia fulva, 675 nucleotides. It is a transcript of the gene RpL24-like, whose product is annotated as ribosomal protein L24-like. Gene Ontology annotation, molecular function: structural constituent of ribosome. Lineage: Eukaryota; Metazoa; Arthropoda; Insecta; Hymenoptera; Formicidae. Gene Ontology annotation, cellular component: nucleolus. The record is from RefSeq and is a predicted model, not a curated record. Gene Ontology annotation, biological process: ribosomal large subunit biogenesis.
GAAACACUAGUAGACCAUGUGCAGCAUUUUAUUUCUAACCAUACUUUUGCCCAACUUGUUACAAAAUGCGUAUAGAAACGUGUUAUUUUUGUUCGUCCCGGAUAUAUCCAGGACACGGGAUUCAAUUCGUAAGGAAUGAUUGUAAGGUAUUCAAAUUUUGUCGUUCGAAAUGCCAUGCUGCAUUUAAGAAAAAGAAGAAUCCUAGGAAAGUCAAAUGGACCAAAGCAUACAGAAAAACUGCAGGCAAAGAAUUGACGGUAGAUCCAUCAUUCGAGUUUGAGAAGAGAAGAAAUAUACCAGUCAAAUAUAACAGAGAAUUAUGGAGCAAGAGUGUGCAAGCAAUGAAGAAAGUAGACUCUAUUAGGCAGAGACGACAGAAUCUAUACAUUAUGCAGCGGUUACAAAAGGGAAGAGAAUUGGAAGAGGAGAGAGAUAUUAAGGAAGUGUCACGUGACUUGUCUCUUAUUCGUUCACCAGCUGCUGGUCUCAAGGAGAGGAAGAAACAAGAAGAAAUAACUGAAGAAACAGAAAUGCACAUAGAUGAAGAGUCUAAUGAUGAAGUUGAAGCUCAGGAAGUAGAGGUCAACUAAAUCAUUAAAUAUUUUCAAUAUUGUUUUAGUUUAUAUUGUACAAAUUAUUUCUACUAUGUGGAAUAAAUUAUGAGUUCAUAUCCAA